AUGAUUGACAUGGACUGCUAUACACAAUCGAUUCAACUGCAGAAGGCAAUUGAUAUGAAGCAACGUUCCUUCACAGCGAAGGCAAAGGAGUACAUGUCUUACAAUCCUGAUGAUGCCAAGGAUUGGAGGAACUUUGUUCGCAAGUGCGUGCAUUGUGGUGAAGUUUGGGUGAAAGUCUCUGGUUGCAACGGAGUCACACAAUGCGGGAAUCGAGAGAAAUCUCACGAUGUGUCUGACAAGCCGUGGUACAAGUACUCAUUCGAGGUCUUGGCGGGUGGCCGCCGCAGGCUGCGCAGGAACAACGCUUGUGAUCGGCGCUCGAGCACGCAGAGUGCGUCCAGCUCAGGCAAGCACAGGGGCUGCGGCAAAGACAUCAAUUGGUCAAGUCUACCUCGCCUUACUGACACAGAGAUGCAGACAUUGUAUGAGGUGAAAGGCCUUGAGGAAGUCCUCAUGGGCAUGCAGCAGCAUGCAGGCUACAAAGACAUGAAGGCUUAUAGGGACAAGGUCGACACUAGCUUCACCAAGUGA
Molecule: messenger RNA, 531 nt
Organism: Symbiodinium sp. CCMP2456
Lineage: Eukaryota; Dinophyceae; Suessiales; Symbiodiniaceae
Source: the annotation of a GenBank genome assembly